Molecule: messenger RNA, 742 nt
Organism: Clunio marinus
Lineage: Eukaryota; Metazoa; Arthropoda; Insecta; Diptera; Chironomidae
Source: the annotation of a GenBank genome assembly
AGUCUCAACACAAACGGCAAAGACUAAAUAAAAGAACUGCAUAAAUUGUUUUUAUAUUUCUUACAAAAUAAUCUAGUAAAUAUUAUAAAUCAAUAACUAUACAAGCAUAAAAACACACUAUGGAUGAUAAGGAAGAGAAUCAAUUCAUUGUUGAUGAUGUCAGUAAAAUCAUCAAGGAAUCUAUCGAAACAACAAUAGGCGGAAAUUCUUAUCAACAUGAUAAGGUCAAUAAUUGGACAGGAGCUGUAGUUGAGAACUGUUUAAGUGUUCUCACAAAGCAACAAAAGCCUUAUAAGUAUAUUGUUACCUGUAUGAUAAUGCAGAAAAAUGGCGCAGGAUUACAUACAGCAAGUUCUUGCUACUGGAACAAUGACACGGACGGGUCGUGUACGGUGCGUUGGGAGAACAAAUCCAUGUAUUGCAUAUGCAGUGUUUUUGGUCUUGCUAUUUAAAUAUUGCAAAAUAUUUAAACUCUACGAAACAACAGAAGUCACUCGAAUUAAUUGAUCGUAUUCCUCUCCAAAAUCACUUAGUUGUUACGAUGCGGACAACAGUCAGCAUAGAGCUAUUAAAUCUUAAUAAUCAAUUUAAGGAAAGUCAUUUUAUGCCUUUUUUCUACAUAUUUCUCUUAACUUUUUUUCUCUUUAAUUUUCAUUAUAAAUAUUUUUUCAAUUAGAUAUUUCAAUAAUAAUUAAUUUUAUAUAAAAAGUAAUGAAUAAAAAUAUAAUAAUUUGUGAGAUGC